AUGCGUUUCUUCCAGAUCAUCAUCGCUUGUGCUUUUAUAUCUUCCGCGCAAGCUGCACCCUCUUCAGGCGGAAGGCGAACUUGUGUGGUGCCAGCUAGUGGUACAAACCAAACAGACGAUGCGCCCGCUAUACUAAAAGCAUUCAAGAAGUGUGGGAAGGGGGGAAGGGUGGUCUUUGAAGACAAGACGUAUUAUGUUAACUCUGCCCUGAAUAUUACAUGGCUGGAAGAUGUUGAAAUAGAUGUCUAUGGUACACUGUUGUGGAGUACUGACAUCCAAUAUUGGUUGAAUAACUCGUUACCCGUUGGUUACCAAAACCAAUCUACAGCUCUAGUGUUAGGCGGAAACAAAGUCACUCUUGACGGGCAUGGUCAAGGUAUAUUCAAUGGCAAUGGCGAUUUCUGGUAUCGUUGGAUCAGCCAGCAAGAGAAUUCGUCCAACUACCCCGGCCGGCCCCAUGCAGUCACAUUCAACGGACUGACAAAUUCCAUCGUGCGUGGCUUGACGUUCCUGCGCAGUCAGAUGUGGUGCGUGGUCAAGUUCGAUGUGCGAGCUAAUAUGGGUACUAAUUUCAUCAGGACUAUGUCAAUCAUCUACUCCCAUCAUGUCGAAUUGUCACAUAUAUUAGUAAAUAAUACCGGGAAUUUUGUCGAUAGCUGUAACGUCCGUCCCUGCGUAACGAAAAACCCUCCGUGCCGAAAAGGAUUCUACAAAUAG
Molecule: messenger RNA, 717 nt
Organism: Aaosphaeria arxii CBS 175.79
Lineage: Eukaryota; Fungi; Ascomycota; Dothideomycetes; Pleosporales
Product: glycoside hydrolase family 28 protein
Exons: 2
Coding region: 1-717 (238 amino acids)
Source: RefSeq, a predicted model, not a curated record